Messenger RNA from Vitrella brassicaformis, 4504 nucleotides. Lineage: Eukaryota; Vitrellaceae. The record is from the annotation of a GenBank genome assembly.
CUGGAACCGCCGCGAAGUCGCUCCGCAAAACCCAACUCAAACCCGUCGAGACUUUCUCCCUUGAGUUCCAAAAUGCCUCCCGCGUCACAGGGCGACAGGGACGGAGCACGACCCAAGACCUAUCCUCCCAAGAAGGCAUCGCGCUCGAGUUUUAUGCGGUUCCUCCGAAAAGCCAAGAGUGCCGCGACCCCAUCAACAGCAGACGAAGACCGCACGGCUGAUGGGCUAUCUGUCUUCCACGAGCCUCAGCAGCCUCAGCCUGACAGCAUCAAGAGUCCUCAACACGAUGAAGGCUCUCAAAGAGAAACGGGGACCGAGGACUUGGGAAGAAACGAUGCGUGCGGGCGAAAGGAGCCGAGCGAGAGGCCCCAAGAGAAGAGAAUCAGCAGAAGCCACGCAUGGACUGACCCCACCAGCCCCCGAACUGACUAUAUUCUUCGUUUACUGAGGAAGAGCCUUACUGUGGCCCCAUUGCCUCUGGAAUUCGAUGAGUUGGAGGAAUCAUCAGCGCCUGUCGACAGGACGAGACGGCAGCUUGAGGAAUCUGCGCGACAGCGGUUCCUCUCGGGUCUGCUGUCGUCGUUCAUCACCCGCUCUUCGUCCAACGUUGUGGUGGAUCAUCUAGAGCAGCAUCUGCAGAUGCUGGACAGGGAGAGCGAGGCCGACGCCGUGAGGCUGUCUGUAGUGAGCGACAAGUCCAUCGAAUGGGAGACGACGCGCAAGAAGGCCAUUCGAUUCCUCGGCCGUUCCGAGAGUCUUAUAAGGCGCGUCCCGUUCCGCUCCGUCAUCACGACGAGCAAUUUCAUCACGUGGACCCUCUACCUCGUGAUCUUCUUCCUCUGUAUGCUGCAUCUCUUUGCGGAGUUUCUGGUCGCCAGGCUGCCACCCGUCCAUAACGGUGGUUCCAGAGUUUUCUCCUCGGUGAGACAUAUGAGAGAGAGAACACCAGUUGCAACAACAAGUUCGUUUAUUGGUGUCUUUGGAUCUCCUUACCAUUCAUCAAUCAGAUGCAGGAAUUUGUUGCCUUUACGGACGCCUCUCGGCCUGGCAACUGGGGCUUCGACACGACGGCCGAGUGAGCAAGCAUUCACAGAGAGACCGAGAAGAUCCUUGUGUUGAGAUACGCGUAUGUUCGUAGGAAAGGCAUGUACGCCGCUUUGUGGCUGUGUCUGAGUGUGCCUUGCAUUCUUAUUGUCGUGCACCACUCCAUCUUCUUCCGCUCGAUGAUCCGAUCGUGGACAGACAACAGACUGCGCCUGUCUCUCGGCUCCAUCCGAUGCGCCGUUCUCACGCAGCAGCGCCGUCGCAGCUCGGUGUCAAUCACGACUGGCCCUCGAUCUUCUGUGUCGAAUACGAGCGUCAUCUUCGAGCGCUGUGACUCGACGCUGAGGGAUGACAAUCACGAGGGGUGGCGGAUUCGGGUCCUGCAGUUUUACUGGGAUUGCAGAGUCCAGGUGUGGCAGCUGUUCGGGCUCUCGGGUGCGUUCUUCUGGCUAAUGCACUUCUGCGGUGAGCCGAUGGAUGGAUGUGAUGUCUCAUUGCUGCGGGUGGUGUCAUAUCUUUCUACAUUUGUCUGUGCAGAUGAGACGUUGGACAUGUGUCUUCAGCUGUAUACGUGUUUGAGACUGGGAGGCAUAGAUCUACUCAAGACACACGUGUGUACACGCGCAUACACACACAGAGCCACUUUCCACGUUCCAUGGUCGUCUGCCCCUUACCGGCUGUGUGGUUGGGUGCAGGAUGUGCCAGCGUGGCCCUGGCACGGGGUCUUCGCGCUGUCCGUGUUGAUGGGCGUCCACAUCAUUCUCCUCAAUCUUGUUCACGUCACCAAGAAGAGAGGCUGGGCCAUCCUGUCAUCGCUAGGUAGGCACCCACCGCCGCCCAACGCCCGACAAUAGUGUCUCUGCCUAUCCAUGUGUUCACACAGGCAUCAACUUGAUGUACUCGUUCCAUCUGAUCAUUUCGUCUUCGCUGGGCAACUCUGACGCCGGCAACAGGAAGCCAUCGAUGGUACGAACAAUAAAGCAGAGACAGCUCCAAUACAAUUAUGUCGCGUCUUUUCUGCGUGACCGCCAACUUACAGGGCAUGUUCGUCUCACUCCGAUCGGAGAACUGGGUGCGUACACAACAGAAGCGCUCCUUCGACUGUGGUCGAAUGGCUACUCCUCCUGUGUCAAUUGCAGGUUCAGUUCCUAUCAGCCUUCGUCCCUCUUUGUUUGGCCAUGUUUCAACUCCGGGCCAUUGAUGCCCUUCUGAUCCUCAAACGAUUCACUGACUGGUACCCAAGCACUCCAUUGAUACACACGACCAUCCAUUUGCGGAUCGCGCCGUGUUGUGCAGGAAACACACACAGACGAAGACGACGCGCCACAGGGCCCGCCAGUACCGGCCGUCGACAGACGGCAGUUUCAUGGUUGACAAGGCGUCGGUGCCGCGCUCAGGAGUUGUGGCGACUGACGAAGUCCACGUCACAAUACGGGACAAGACGGAACACACACACCCGGCAGGUGCUCGCUCGUCAAUCGGCAUCACAGGUACGAGCAGAGCGACCAGUACAAGUGCGACAACACACGACACACGACAGGUGUCGGUCGGUGUGCAGACCUGUUCGGCCCCUUACGAGCGGCCAACAGGAUGCACAGACUGGAGCGGUGGCUCAUCUUGCCUCUGAGGCUGCUGCUGUUGGGCUUUUUCUGGGGCUUUGUCGUCCUCCACCUUGUGCAGCGCAUCAGGGCACCCCAUGUGUGCCCGGAGCGGGUCGAGGGCUGGCGCUUCUGCGCCUUCCCGACACACCCUGUCUUCGGGACGACUGUGCACCCCUUCUGGCCCUGCAACUGCAGGUACUACGGCGCCUCGACAGAGGUCACCCUGACUGACGAGACAGCCGCGAGGACCUUCAUCCACUCACUAGAUGACUUCACGGCCCUCGAGGCGGUCGUCUUUGGCUUCAUCGAGCCCAAGAGCUUCAUGUACGAGCGUGGAGAGGGUCACUAUCGGGGUUUUCGAGCCAACGUGAGCGAGACUCUUCCCCGCGGCGCCUUCAAGCAGCCUUACAUGCGCUUCUGGUGGUCAAACGCCGCUCACAUCACGUAGGCCACACGAACCGCACAGUCAGACAAAGCAAAGCGUCGCCGCUACCGCAAUUGGUGUCAUUCCGUACGUCAGGAGCAUCCCGUCUGGUUUUGCUGAUCUGCCGCUGCUCGAGUAUGUGUCAUUUGCGCUGACUCGUGUGGGGGAGAUCCCCAAUUCGUUCUGCGAUAUGAAGCAGCUCCGGACGCUGCACCUCGGGUCGUCGUUCGUUGAGUCCCUCCCGCCGUGGUGAGUGAGCUUCCGCUGUGCCCAUGUCUCCUCUCUAGCGUUGUCUUGUUUGUGUGCAGCCUUGGCCACCUGCGCGGCCACCUGUAAGGACACAACCGAGGCAGUCACAUCUAAGCAUGACUCUGUUCUGUCUCGAUUUGUUGAUUGAAUAUAGCAAGACGUUUCGGCUGCAGUCAACUCCACUGUGUGAGUGGAUGAUGUGGGCUGGCAGGAGUUCUCGCUGUUGGUGAUGUCGUUCGUUCGUUCGUCGUCUUUUUCCUCUUGGUGCAGGUGCCCGUCUGAGUGCCGACCCCGACUACCCCAUACUCGGAGAUCCCUCACUCACGCCCUCCAGCUCACUCAUGGUCCGUUCACACAGAACCGUGCAGCUACACAUUCCAACGCAGCUUAGCCUUUUGCCUGGAUUCGUUCAGGCCCUGCUCCAAGAGUUGGAUCCCUGCAGCCUGAACCAGCAGGCUGAGAGAGAGGCAGCAGGUAUCUCCGUCUCGACCAGCACCAGCAGCAGUGGCAGGAAGCGGCCUCCUCGCUCGUAUCCUUUGUCGAGCGAGUGCCUGGUGCCCGAGUGCCGGCGGUGGUACGGCUUCAUGACAGAGACGGGACUCGACAGCGAUGGGGACCACAUGAUAUGCUUCGACGAAAUGAAGGCUUCCCACCAUUGGUGUAAGUGCAAGCCGACCUAAGCCGUCUGGGUGCGUGGGCAUGUGUGUCUCUGUGUGUGUGUCAGAUACGUAUGACGAUUAUGCGAAUGAGCUCUGGCGGAUGGAGGGGAAGACUGACCCUGACAACGAGUGCUUCGUGUACACGACCUUCCUACGGAAGGCCAACGGCGAAAAAAGCGACUGUGCUAACUGUAAGCGAGAGCGAGAGGGAGCGAGAGAGAGAGCGGGACACACGCUGCCCUCGGUCUCUAUGUGUGUGUGUGUGUGUGUGUGUGUGCAGGUCCGUGGCUGCCAAGGUGGGCGAUUUGAGGGGCCGAAGUGAGCUUGGGAUGAUAUUGGCCAAUGACGACUGGAGACAGAGCUGAGAGAGCUCCGCUGACCGAUGUGUCUGUCUACAUGGGGGCUACGCUGCGUAUGGUGGAGUGUCUGUCACCUGUGUCUUGUGUUGUUUGUUCAAGCUGUCUUUCAUUCUUCGUCUCCAUUUAUCGCAUAUGUGUGGGUGGGUUGUGGUCUGCCAUCGCAGCAGC